Manis javanica (Malayan pangolin) is the source of this 3440-nucleotide messenger RNA. RefSeq names its product TBC1 domain family member 20 (gene TBC1D20). Gene Ontology annotation, cellular component: endoplasmic reticulum membrane. Gene Ontology annotation, biological process: positive regulation of GTPase activity; endoplasmic reticulum to Golgi vesicle-mediated transport. The record is from RefSeq and is a predicted model, not a curated record. Gene Ontology annotation, molecular function: GTPase activator activity. Lineage: Eukaryota; Metazoa; Chordata; Mammalia; Pholidota; Manidae.
GUGGGGACGCCUACGCGCCUGUGCGCCGCGGGCUGACCGAGCCGAUCCUCCCCGGCGGAGCCGGCGCUGGGUCCCGAGGCCGCAGCCGCGUCUUCUUUCGGCUCUGCCACCAGCCGGGGCUCGGGCCCGAGCCCGGGCCCCCGGGACAUGGCCCUGCGGAAUUUGCAGGGAGAUGGCCCCACCUCCAGCCGCUGGGACGGCGGCGCGGAGAAGGCAGACUAUAAUGUCAAAAAGAAAAAGAAAGUGUUAGAGAUAUAUCAGGCUCUGAACAGUGAUCCCGCUGAUGUGGCUGCCCUCAGGCGCAUGGCUAUCAGUGAAGGAGGACUCCUCACUGAUGAGAUCAGGCGAAAAGUAUGGCCCAAGCUCCUCAACAUCAACACCACCGAUCCAACCCCAACAUCAGGGAAGAACCUACGACAGAUGAGCAAAGACUACCAGCAAGUGCUGCUGGACGUCAGGCGGUCUUUACGGCGCUUCCCUCCUGGCAUGCCAGAGGAGCAGAGGGAAGGGCUCCAGGAAGAACUGAUCGACAUCAUCCUCCUCAUCUUGGAGCGUAACCCUCAGCUGCACUACUACCAGGGCUAUCAUGACAUCGUGGUCACAUUUCUGCUGGUGGUAGGCGAGGAACUGUCAACAUCCCUGGUAGAAAAACUGUCUACCCACCACCUCAGGGAUUUCAUGGAUCCAACAAUGGACAACACCAAACAUAUAUUAAACUAUCUAAUGCCCAUCAUUGACCAGGUGAAUCCAGAGCUCCAUGACUUCAUGCAGAGUGCCGAGGUGGGGACCAUCUUUGCCCUCAGCUGGCUCAUCACCUGGUUUGGACAUGUCCUAUCUGACUUCAGGCACGUCGUGCGGUUAUACGACUUCUUCCUGGCCUGCCACCCACUGAUGCCCAUUUACUUUGCAGCUGUGAUCGUAUUGUAUCGAGAACAGGAAGUCCUCGAUUGUGACUGCGACAUGGCCUCAGUCCACCACCUGUUGUCCCAGAUCCCUCAGGACCUACCCUAUGAGACAUUGAUCAGUAGAGCAGGAGACCUCUUUGUUCAGUUUCCCCCAUCUGAACUUGCUCGGGAGGCGGCUGCCCAGCAGCAAGCUGAAAAAACGGCAGCCUCAACCUUCAAAGACUUUGAGCUAGCAUCUGCCCAGCAGAGGCCAGAUAUGGUGCUGCGGCAGCGGUUUCGGGGACUCCUGCGACCUGAGGAUCGAGCUAAAGAUGUUCUGACCAAACCAAGGACCAGCCGCUUUGUGAAACUGGCAGUGAUGGGGCUGACGGUGGCCCUUGGAGCGGCCGCUCUGGCUGUGGUGAAAAGUGCCCUGGAGUGGGCCCCUAAGUUUCAACUGCAGCUGUUUCCCUAAAUGCCAGAGAAGACACUUCUUCCUACAUUACAUCAAGUCUCACCCUUCCGUGGAAGGAUUGGGAGGGGUGGAAAUUUCCUUUAUUAAAAGGGUUUCUUUCAAGGGUUUUCUAUUCCUGCCACCCUUCCCUGCCUGCCCAUGGUUUGCCUUUGCUUCAGAGGCCUAAUAGCAGAACCUGCCUGACAGUGGGCACUUGGGAGCCUGGGCACUGGAGCUCUCUCCUUCUCAGUGGGCUUCUGAGUGGGCUUUCCAUUGCCACCUCUUGUGUUGGAGGAAAUGGGUUAUUUUAGCUCCUGGCUGCCUUUGGAACCUGCUGGGCCUGGUUACUGGGGACCCUCUUGUCUGCCCAGUAGUAAGGAAGCUGGACCAUGGAAUGCCCUUCUCACAGCUCGUCCUGUUGUGUCUGCUUCAGCCAGACAAGGAAAGAAGGAGCUGUUGCUGAAGAACCAGACCUUGGCGUGACAGGUGAUGCUAGCCCAGGAACAAAAUUGGCCUCUCUUAAGGGCAGCUCCAUUAGGUGGUCAGAAGUCAGAGACAGAUGUGAACUAGGUUACUAGGUAAAUUCUACCUGUUUUCAGUCUAGAAAUCAGUUGGGCGUUUCCAGUCAAACGGGAAGGAAUGUUGUUUUAGGGCUCAAACAUUACUGGUUUUGCCUGCCUCUUUUUGGCUCUGUUCUUUUCCAUAAGCCACAUGACACUGCUUAUAAAAUACUUUUUAUUACUAUUUUUAGAAUAAUAUACAUCUAACAUGUAAAAUACCCUCACUCUAAAACUAAUAGUUCCUUCAUGGAAAAAAGAGUUCUUAUCAAAAGGAUGAGCUUCUAAGACCCUGAAGUUUGCUUUCUACUCAAUUAUUUAACAUUUUACUUUAACUCAAAGAUGCUGUUUGUAAACAGCCACACAUUUCCUAACUGCCCACUUGUGCAGCCAUCCUUCCUUCCUGUUUUCCUCAAUACCCCCUACUAUUCCCAAGUAUGCACCCACUCACUAUAUUGGCCUCAUUUUGGGGGGUUUAUCUCCUCAACUGCUGGUGUUUCCUUCCUGGUUGAAAAUGUCACUGGAAAGUCAUUAGAAACUUGUCAGCACCCAGAAAGGGACACACUGCAGCCUGAAGAGUGUGGCAGAAACCUGGAACAGCCAGCUCCCUGCCCUGAGCUUCCUGAGGACUCUCCAGGCCUAGGGGAACAAGAUGGGUUAUUCAGUCCUUCUGGGACAGCUUUUCCUUUAAGCAAAAAGCCAGGUUUGUUUUAGAUUAACGCUGGCUUUUUUAAAAAGUGCCUUUUGCUGCUUAAAAUAAUUGAGGUGUAGAGUAUGAAGCAGCCAUGAACUUUACUUUCCUGGUCUCUCAGCACCGUUCUCUCUUAGCAGGUGUUUUCUUAAAGUGAACAUCCCAGAAGCAGUCUGUCUUACCAUACCUAGAUCUCCAGAUCUUCCCUGCAUGCCCACUGUGUUCAGAGAGCAGAGGUCAUUUAGCGUGCCAGCCAGCCAGUGGCCCAGAGCAGUUAGGAAGAUGUCUAUGCUGAGUUAGACUAAAUUACAUUAAGCACUUUAAAACCAAAAAUGCUCAAAGUGGUGGGUCAUUCUUCAUAACAGGAGUCCCACUGGAGUGAGUGUGAUGUGGAUGGAUUAAUCUAGAAAGUGGUGGAUUCGUGAAGACAAAGGAAAUUCUUCCAGGAUCUGGAGGUGAUGAUGCAACAGAUACUCCUAGUCUCCUCCCACAGCAGGCUUGUCCCCUUACCAUCUUCACGAAUGGACAGCAGCGUCAGCCCCACCUGCACAAGUAUCAGGCCUGUCUGUAAAUACUGAAGAAAUUGAUGGGGAAGAGGAAAGGUGGGGCAUGUGACCAGGGUUCCAAGGCCACAGCUUUUUGGAUCCCAGAAGCAAGUGGCAUUUGCUUCUGUUGUGGCCUAAGAAAGAGAAAGCUCAUUUGUUUUAUAGCUUUGCUGACAUCAGGAUUCUCCCUGCCAAUGAGAAGAAAACAUUAACUUUUUACCUUCAGGUGGUUUACUAUUCUGUAAAGAAUAUGUGUAAAUAUUUUGUAUAGAGCCCUGUCUGAAAUAAACAGCCAUACGUAGUUACUAA